Messenger RNA from Vombatus ursinus (common wombat), 2414 nucleotides. It is a transcript of the gene CXXC1, whose product is annotated as CXXC finger protein 1. Gene Ontology annotation, molecular function: DNA binding; zinc ion binding. Gene Ontology annotation, cellular component: Set1C/COMPASS complex. NCBI's taxonomy places the organism in Eukaryota, Metazoa, Chordata, Mammalia, Diprotodontia, Vombatidae. The transcript has 15 exons. Gene Ontology annotation, biological process: positive regulation of DNA-templated transcription. The record is from RefSeq and is a predicted model, not a curated record. Bases 339 to 2057 code for a protein of 572 amino acids.
AGUUUAGGAGCCAAGGCCCUUGGGGAAGGCGGGCCUGGAGGCCUCCCUGGAGGAGAAGGAAGGAAGAGACAGUGACUGGGAGAGCCUAGGGACAGGACACCCUAUCGGGCUUCCCGCAGGAAGAAGAGGUUGGGGGGAGCAGUUAAAGUCACCCCGAAGGGUUUCCCAUCGGUAGAAGAGGAAGAAGCUGAAGGGGAAGGAGAGUGAGUUUUCAGACCCGGAAGCUGGGGCUGCUGGAGGGGAAGAAUCCAAGUCUGAGAAUGGGGAGAAUGCACCCAUUUACUGUGUUUGCCGCAAGCCUGAUAUCAACUGCUUCAUGAUCGGCUGUGACAAUUGCAAUGAGUGGUUUCAUGGUGACUGCAUCAAGAUCACAGAGAAGAUGGCAAAGGCCAUCAGAGAGUGAAAAGGACCCAAAGCUGGAGAUCCGAUACCGACACAAAAAACCAUGCCGUGAGCGUGACGGGGAACCCGAGGCUGAGCCCAGGGAUGAUGCGGCCACCCCACGGAGGAAGGCUGCCUCAGAUCUCCUCGUAGAGCCUGUGGGAAGUGGGCCCAUGGCCAUCCCCAAGGGCUUCACCUCUCCCCACAAAGCCCCGCCUCCGUCAGGACCUGGGCCUGCGCGAGAGGUAUCUAACCAGCAAAUCAAACGGUCAGCUCGGAUGUGUGGGGAGUGUGAGGCCUGCCGAAGGACUGAGGAUUGUGGCCACUGUGACUUCUGCCGUGACAUGAAGAAAUUUGGGGGGCCCAACAAAAUCCGCCAGAAAUGCCGGCUGCGGCAGUGCCAGCUCCGAGCCCGGGAAUCCUAUAAGUAUUUCCCUUCCUCGGUGAGUCUGGCGUCAGCUGUGCAGAAACUUCUCCGGGCACGGGAGGACCAUUUCCAGAUGUUAAAGGAGCCGCCAGAGGCUGUGGCCACACCCGAGGCACUCUCUGAUGAGGAUCUGCCUUUGGACCCUGAGCUCUAUCAGGAUUUCUGUGCUGGCGCCUUUGAUGACCAUACCUUGCCAUGGUUGAGUGACCCUGAGGAUGCUCCUUUCCUGGACCCAGCACUUAGGAAACGUGCAGUGAAAGUAAAACAUGUCAAGCGGCGGGAGAAGAAGUCAGAGAAGAAGAAGGAGGAGAAGUAUAAGCGUCACCGGCAGAAGCAAAGGCACAAGGAUAAGUGGAAGCACACUGAACGCCCAGAUGCCAAGGACCCGGCCUCCUUGCCCCAGUGCCUGGGCCCUAGCUGUGUCCAGCCUGCCCAGCCAGGAUCCAAGUACUGCUCUGAUGACUGUGGCAUGAAGCUGGCUGCCAAUCGCAUCUAUGAGAUCCUACCCCAGCGAAUCCAGCAGUGGCAGCAAAGCCCGUGUAUCGCAGAAGAACACGGAAAGAAGCUUCUGGAGCGGAUCCGAAGGGAGCAGCAGGGAGCUCGAAUGCGCCUGCAGGACAUGGAACGCCGCUUUCACGAGUUGGAGGCUGUCAUCCUCAGAGCCAAGCAACAGGUGGUUCGAGAAGACGAGGAGAGCAACGAGGGAGACAGCGAGGACACAGACCUGCAGAUCUUCUGCGUCUCCUGUGGCCACCCUAUCAACCCCAAGGUGGCAUUGAGGCACAUGGAGCGUUGCUAUGCCAAGUACGAGAGCCAGACAUCCUUUGGGUCGAUGUACCCCACCAGAAUUGAGGGGGCCACUCGACUUUUCUGUGAUGUCUACAACCCACAGAGCAAAACAUAUUGCAAGCGCCUGCAAGUCCUAUGCCCUGAACACUCCAGGGACCCUAAGGUGCCUGCAGAUGAAGUGUGUGGCUGCCCCCUGGUACGGGACGUGUUCGAGCUGACCGGAGACUUCUGUCGCCUGCCCAAACGACAGUGCAAUCGCCACUAUUGCUGGGAGAAGCUUCGGAGGGCCGAGGUGGAUCUGGAGCGUGUGCGAGUGUGGUACAAGCUGGAUGAGCUCUUCGAGCAGGAGCGCAAUGUCCGGAUGGCCAUGACUAACCGAGCCGGCCUGCUGGCGCUCAUGCUGCACCAGACCAUCCAGCACGAUCCCCUCACCACAGACCUGCGCAACGCCGACCACUGAACCGCCAGGCCCGUGUGGCUCCACCCCCGCUCUUCCACCUCCAUCUCUCCAAGUGUGGCCCGUUGGGCUCUGCAGCGAACCUUCCGCCAUUCUCCUCCCCGUAUCCCCCUGUGCCCUUGUUUGUUUGCUUCCUUCCUUGCUCUGCCCCUGUCCCGCCCUCCUCCCUGACCCUUUGGGUGAGGUGGAGGUCCGUUCGCUUCAGCCACCCCUUCCUAACCUCGGUAGCCCCCACUGCUCCAGCGACUGAUGCAGGGAGAUGGAGGCCCCGAAAGGGAACCAGCCAAGAGUUUGGGGGGGGGGGGGCCUGGGGUUGAUGCUGCUCCCUGAAGGUCACAAUAAACAUUGGAAGAAAUAGGC